This is a messenger RNA of Dalotia coriaria, 1026 nucleotides long. RefSeq names its product Ubiquitin-like domain-containing C-terminal domain phosphatase 1 (gene Ublcp1). Lineage: Eukaryota; Metazoa; Arthropoda; Insecta; Coleoptera; Staphylinidae. Gene Ontology annotation, biological process: protein dephosphorylation. The record is from RefSeq and is a predicted model, not a curated record. Gene Ontology annotation, cellular component: nucleus. Gene Ontology annotation, molecular function: protein binding; protein serine/threonine phosphatase activity.
AUGAUGGAGACAGACGAAUUAAAAAUUCUCGUCAAGUGGAGUGGCAAAGAGUACGAAGUCGCCCUGUCUGAAAACGAUACCGUCGCUGACCUCAAAACGUUGAUCCACAAAGAAACCGGAGUCCGUCCAGAUCGCCAAAAACUACUUAACCUGAAACUGAAAGGAAAGAGUCCAGAUGAAGAUAGUAAACUAUGUCUGCUCAAACUGAAACAAGGUUUCAAGCUGAUGAUGAUGGGAUCACUUGAAGAAGAUAUUGCUGAAGUUGCUCAAGCUCCAAAAGAUCUACCUGCAGUUGUGAAUGACUUGGACAUUGAAGAUGAAGAGGUUGCAAUUGAGAAUCAAGAGGUGUAUCUGUCAAAAGUACAGAAGAGAAUCAAAGAAUACAAGAUUAACAUGCUCAAUGAACCCAGAGGGAAAAAGUUGUUAGUGCUUGAUAUUGAUUAUACUUUAUUUGAUCAUAGAUCAUCUGCAGAGCAGGGUGCUGAAUUAAUGCGUCCGUUUUUGCAUGAAUUUCUUACCUCAGCUUAUGAAGACUAUGAUAUUGUAAUUUGGUCUGCUACAAGUAUGAAGUGGAUAGAAGAAAAAAUGAAAUUAUUGGGAGUGACAGUCAAUCCAAACUAUAAGAUUAUGUUUUAUUUGGACAUUUUAGCUAUGAUUACUGUGCACACGCCAAAAUAUGGUAUUGUUGAGGUGAAGCCAUUGGGUGUGAUUUGGGGAAAAUAUGAGCAAUACUCAUCAAAAAACACAAUUAUGUUUGAUGAUAUUCGCCGAAAUUUCAUCAUGAAUCCCAAAAACGGUUUGAAAAUCAGACCGUUUAAACAAGCGCAUUUUAAUCGUGAUACGGAUAAAGAAUUACUCCGCCUGUCAAAAUAUUUGAAGGAUUUGGCGCAUUCUAGUGAUGAUUUCACAAAAAUCAAUCAUCGCUACUGGGAGAAAUACAAGCCGAGAAAGGAGAGAAGACAUCAUUGAAUAUUUCAUUAUAAAUACCCUCAUUAAUCCAAUAUAAUGUUAUAAUUAAAAACAUAA